GCUGAACACAGAAUGGCUUGACGGCAGUGGUGCAUCUGGAGGGGGGUUUUUUUUCUGCCACAUAAUCCACAUUUUCAUCUAUGUUUGCCUUCCGUCGCCGUGUGGACUUUUCUUCUGCAAACGUAGGGGAGCGGAAAAACACAGAAAACCACAACAAGUGCAACUGUCCACUCACAUAUUUCGAAGCGACGGCUGUACGACGCUGUGGGGCUUCGUAGCAACAAACCCACCAAGCAGCCAGCCAGCCAGCCAGCUGCACCUUGAAUCCAGAAACUUCUGCUCAUGAACCGGAUUACGUGUGCGUGCUGAGAGUCGGUUCUCAACAGUAGGUGGCUGCUUUUAAAGUGUGUACGAAUUGCGCAAAAGUGAGCGAAAGGGGGAUAUUUUUUAAUGCCAACAGUGAAGGUGUAAUUACUUAGCACUUGCAACAUGGCUGCUGCGGGAACGGCAGAGAGAAAAGUUUAACACUGACGUGGGAGAAGUUUAAUGCGACUCGGUACGUGAGUUGUUGUCCGUGUAAUAAAGUCGUACGCAGUCGCCCCUGGUGUGGCACCGCUUUCCCCGGACUUCCAAACCAGUGGAUGAACCGUGUGAGAGCCGCCUCCUCCUCCUCCUCCUCCGCCUCCUCCUCCGCCGCCGCCGCCGCCGACAGUCACUGCAGUGGACUUUGUGGGCAAACUGUGGUGUCUUCCUCCCCAUCGCAGGCUGUGGUGGCGUUAAAGGACUUGUCGUCUGGCAGCACCCAAAAUGCAUUUCUCCAUACCCGAAACGGAGGUUCGUUCGGGAGAAAACGGUUCAACCUAUGUGGCCUACAACAUCCAUGUCAACGGCGUGCUGCACUGUCGGGUACGCUACAGUCAACUCCUUGGCCUCCAUGAACAGAUAAAGAAAGAAUACGGCAGCAAUGUGGUGCCUGCCUUCCCCCCAAAGAAGAUCUUCACGCUGACCCCUGCCGAGGUCGAACAGAGACGAGAACAGCUGGAGAAAUACAUGCAGGCUGUCCGUCAGGAUCCUUUGCUCGGAGCCAGCGAGAUGUUCAACAGCUUCUUACGGAAAGCACAGCAGGAGACCCAGCAGAUUCCCACAGAAGAGGUUGCUCUAGACAUCUGCCUCUCCAACGGUCAGAAGGUUACAGUCAACAUCCUGACCUCGGAUCAGACGGAGGAUGUCCUCGAUGCUGUCGCGACGAAGCUCGACCUCCCAGACGACCUCGUUGGUUACUUCAGCCUCUUCCUGGUCCGUGAAGGUGUGGAUGGAAGUUUAACGUUUGUCCGGAAGCUACAGGAGUUUGAGCUGCCUUACGUGUCCAUUACCAGCUUGCGGAGCUCCGAAUUUCACAUAGUUUUACGGAAAAGCUACUGGGACAUGGCGUACGACAGCGACGUAAUGGACAACAGAGUGGGCCUGAACUUGCUAUACGCCCAGACAGUGUCUGACAUCGAGCGAGGCUGGAUACUCGUCAACAAAGACCAGCACAGGCAGCUGAAAUCACUGCAGGAGAAAGGCUCCAAGAAAGAAUUCAUUCAUCUAGGUCAGACGCUCAAAUAUUACGGCUACAUCAAGUUCGACCCCUGCAUCACUGACUUCCCCGAGAAGGGCUGCCAGGUCAUCGUCAGCGCCGGCAACAACGAGCUCAACUUCCACGUCAAGCUGCCCAACGAACAGAUGAAGGAGGGAAGCUUCAAGGUCACGCGCAUGAGGUGUUGGAGAGUCACUUCUUCACAAGUCCCGAUAGCCAACGGUACGACCAAUCCCUGCAGCUCGGCCAAAUGUGAGGUCAAACUGGAGCUGGCCUUCGAGUAUCUGAUGAGCAAGGACCGCCUGCAGUGGGUCACCAUCACCAGCCAACAGGCGAUCAUGAUGAGCAUCUGCCUUCAGUCGAUGGUGGAUGAAUUAAUGGUGAAAAAGUCUGGUGGCAGCAUAAAAAAGAUGCUGAGGAAACGACACAACGGCUCCAUCCACCGGCCCGACAGUCAGCAAGCUGUGAAAUCUCCCCCUCUACUGGACUCCCCCGACCCAAACCGUGAACAAAUUGUCAAACUCUCGACCAAGCUGAGCUCGGUGUCUCUCAGAGGGAUCAGCGCCUCCAACUCGGCAAACGACAUCAGCGGCAACGAUUUCCACGGCAACUACGCUUUCGAGGGAAUCGGGGACGACGACCUGUAACCCCUCGUUCACAUUCCUCCCCCCUACCCCACCCCCCGUUCAUUCCACCGUUAACGACUGGGACGACGGAGACUACGAGCUGAGCCGAGCCGAGCCGAUCGGUCCACGCAGGCGUCCACUUCUGCAAGAUUGUAGCUUCUUCCUGGAGAAAUCGCUGCCUUAAGCUCUCGUUUAAUCUUUCCUUUAGGCUCUGAAGGCUCGAUGUUUUAGUUCCAAUCACCACAUUCAGACUCUGUGUCCCCCCCAAGUGUUUGUUGAAGUCGUGGAAAACUACAUGAAGAAAACCUGAAAGAUCCUGGAUUCUCUCCUCGGCGGCCGCAUGUUCUUUUCCAACCAGGGAGCCGAAUGUUUAGUCAGACCUGGCACUAGUGAUGAGGAGUGGAGAUAGCUGUCGGCGAGUUCCAGCGAAUGUGUUGAAAAUUGAUCUCAAAACUGUAGAGCAGCCGCUUACCGAUAUCGAUGUUUGGCUUGGCUAGAAACCAAAAUGCUACGUUUUUAUAAUGUCCUCUGUAUUUCACUCUGCUCGUUUGCCGAGUCAGCGAAGACAUCGGCGGCGUUCUCAGCUUAGCGUCACUCGUGCUGCCUUCAGAAGUAGUCUGAUGCCUUAACUUUACUUCUUUUUUUUGCCAUUCGACACGACGCGGGUUCGAACUAAACAUCUGCAUCGUCCGGCGUUAGCUAGAAUCUUGCAGAACGAGGUUAAUGGUCGAUUCGGCUGAGCUGCUCGCACUUGCUGAACCCAUCAUUUUGCACAGUAUUACAGGUGGAGGCCGACGUUUGGAGGUGGAGGAAGGGGGGGCGGAGGGGCUCUGUACAUCCAUCUAUGAUUUUAUUUUUUAACCAAUUUUUUAAGGUUUCUCAUAAAUGCCAAAUUAUAGUUUACUAAAGCAUUUUGCACAAAAUAAACAUAAAAAAUUAUGACAAUGUCACUUUUUAUAUUAUGUACAUUCAAUUAAGUAUUCUGAACAUUUACUAAUAUCUUUAUCCUCAUAGCUUAUUGUAAUCAAAUAGAUCAAAUGUAGUCUAAGCUGUACGGAACAAAGUUUAAAUGGAUCAACAUUUAUCAUGUUUACAUCAUGUUUUAGGGGACUUCUUUUGUUUGUUUUGUUUUGUUUUUUUAGUUCAAAUGGAAAGUGUUUACAAAUUUUCACAUCUGAUUUUCUCGUCGUUUUUCGGGGGCGUGUCGCGGGGAGCACUACUCUUCGGCUUCGGUUCGGUGUAAUUUGUUUGUGCCAAUCAUCUCAGAGGAUUUAGCUGAACAAGGUGCUUCGGUGAAAUGUGAUCACAAUUGCUGGAGUGAAUAUAGUUCAUGGAGGGCAGGCAACAAAAUGAACAUAUCCCGCUGUUUUAUAGCACGUGUCAUUCCACUUUUAUUGCGCUUGUUUCAAGAAAAAAAAAAAAAAAAAAGAAAAAAAAAAAGCUGCACCUCAGCACGUUAUGAAGCCUCUAAAUGUAAAUCAGUGCCAACCUAGCAACAGCUUUACUCUCACUGGUAGCAAGAACUGCAAACAAAGUGUUCUCAACGUCUCGUUCUCUCACUGCUGUGAUUCUUCUCAGCUCAGUUACUUUUAGAGUAGGGAGGAGGACGCCACCGGCCUUCUGGGGCUUUUCAUGUUCUCUGUUCCUGUCAAAACUUUAAGCAAACAGGUCCUGGAUGUUCAGUGUGUAGGUGCCAAAUUCCACUUUAAAGUGCAGUUUUUUGUUUUUUUUCAUCAGCGACGUCAAACUUCACGAGCAUUGUACUGACUCUGUUCGCUCCACUAAUGUUCUGUUUGGUUUUAGGGGUUAAGGUCAGUGGCGGCUGUCUGGUCUGUUUGUCAUGAUGCUAAAAUAAACUCUGAAAUUCAA
This is a messenger RNA of Stegastes partitus (bicolor damselfish), 4014 nucleotides long. It is a transcript of the gene snx17, whose product is annotated as sorting nexin 17. Lineage: Eukaryota; Metazoa; Chordata; Actinopteri; Pomacentridae. Gene Ontology annotation, molecular function: phosphatidylinositol binding. Bases 748 to 2166 code for a protein of 472 amino acids. Gene Ontology annotation, biological process: signal transduction; endocytic recycling; intracellular protein transport. The transcript has 15 exons. Gene Ontology annotation, cellular component: early endosome. The record is from RefSeq and is a predicted model, not a curated record.